This is a messenger RNA of Suillus subalutaceus, 2208 nucleotides long. RefSeq lists its product as uncharacterized. The record is from RefSeq and is a predicted model, not a curated record. The transcript is spliced from 12 exons. Bases 1 to 2208 code for a protein of 735 amino acids. Lineage: Eukaryota; Fungi; Basidiomycota; Agaricomycetes; Boletales; Suillaceae.
AUGGCCAACAGUCAGCACCCCUCACCCCUUCCUCCACCACAAGCUCCUGCACCACUGCAGGAUCUGUUCUACAACUCUAUGAUGAUGCAACCGCCUUGGAUGCAGCAAAAUUCCCCUGAUUUUGGUAUGAUGGGCGCCGAUCAUUUCCCAGCUGGAUUUCUGGGAGAAUUGACUCUAGGCAUGGUUGGAGUGGCUGACAAGUCACUAUGGGGUGCACCGUCUGCGCCCAAUGCACAUCUGCCUUCUCAGACUACUUUUAAUUUUCCCAGUUCAUCUGGUCAAUCCAUGAUGCCUCGUGGGUGUUCACUUGACCCUGCAGGCCAACGCUCUCCUGGUGUCACUGCAGGAAUUUUCUGGGCAGAGUUCAGCGUUCAUGUCUUGUACCAUCCCCUCUACCAGCUACAAAUGUCAUUCCACCCACCCCACUCAAGGAGAGUGGUAUUAGUCCCAAACACACUUCAACCAGCGCCACUAAUGCUCCUCCUUCCUUUGACGAGAGAUCCCAGUUUGAUGUUGGACGCAGGGUACUAUAAUACGCCUAUGACCUCCCACAAUCGAUUCCCUGAAGAGAGCGAGCCGAUCACCCACCAAGGGGAGCACGUUGUAACCGGUCGCAGGUCAGAUGAUAUGAAUGCAGCACUCGAGGUCGGGUUUGGAGACAUCGAGUGUGGCUUCCUCGAGCUCUCGACAUCCACCACUCUCCCCAUGAACCAGCUAAUCAAUCUAUUUCUGAAGACUCGAGGACGCACUGUGAAUGGCACCAACUAUUGGAACCUUUAUGCCAAUUAUUUCAAGGAUCACGGGCAGCAGGAGCUCGCACGUAUUAGUAAACAGGUGCCUGACAGUGGUGGCACUGCCAAGCAUGAAGAAGCAUCUCUCUUUGGAUCGUCUCCCCAAACUAUAGCUCAGCGCGCACAGGCAUUCCAAAAACACUACCGAAUAAUGCUACAUCCCUAUCCUGUGGUUGAAGAAGCGUUUCCAGACAUUGAUGACCAUAGAUCGGCUGUGAUUGCAUCUCAGAAACCUGUUAUCGAAGGUGAAGCACCUCCGCCUGAAUGGUUGCAUGCUGGUGCCCGACGAAUGUUCAUUAAUGGCAACACUGAUUAUGACGGUCUUCCUCGCAUCAAGUUCAGCGCUGCAACCACGAAAGUCAGGAAGGACGAGCCAGCUGGAACUUCAAUGCUCAAGCCCCUACCUCGAGCGAUGGCCCAAAAGCCCAACUCCAACAUGCGUCUUGAAGUUGUCCCUCCGCCAUCACGCCCUUUCAAGGUUGUUCCCAGGCCAAUUGCAACUCCAAGGGAUGUGAUUGAACUUACAUCUGCCAAAGAGAACCUCCUGGAAGAGCCCGGGACUGAGUAUGAAGAAACAGAGCAUGGAAAGAAGAGGAAGAUUAAGCUGAACAUAAUCAAGCAGUGCGCCUUCGAGAUGGACCUUCUGAGGAACCCAAGAAAGAACGUGUUAAACCACUGUCCGGUCACCAAGGGUACUGGGGUUGUGAUGAAUUGUGGUCUUCGUAUGGUGUAUGGGAACUCAGACUCUGAAUCUGAGGUCAACAGCAGCAAGACGAUGGACCCUGCCACUGGAAUGGGUAGUACCAUUCCUGAGGGCUCUGGUACUACUGCCGAUGUCCAAGCCGAUGUCUCGGAGGAAGACUCCGCACAGGUGACGGAGCAGGAAGCAUUAGUUCCGGCCACCUUGUUGAAUGCAGUGGCCCCCACCAUUCCAAACCAGCAGCCACUUAGCGAUGUCCCUCAUGCCCACAAUACCUCUAACGACAACAAUGCCCCUCGUGAGGACCCUUUGUACGACUCUCGUGACCUCCACCAUGAUGACGACAUUUGUGGGAUACUGCUCAGUAUGAUUCUCGUUACGCUACACACGGCAAUUCUCGCGAGGGUCUACACCGGAUCAGUUAUGGAUCUGCUGGCACUCGUGCAGAAAUUGAGUUGGGUGCUCAUCAUGACAGCUCACCUGUUCCAGGAUUUCACAAUAACUAUGGUCCCACUGAGCGUGAUCGUCCCCAUCCAAGCCAAUAUAGUCCUGUUGUCGACUCAAGCUAUACACAUGAAGGUGGAUACCCCCGACGCGAUGACCUUGAAGAGCGCGGGGAUUCACUAUCCCCCUAUCACAAUCGUCAGGUUGGUGGGGGCAAUUAUCGCAUUGAAUCGUGAUUUGCCCAACCCCCUGAGGCCUCCUCCUGCCAGUUAA